CUCAGGGCAGCAGGGUGUGCUCGCAGGUACACAGCACGCGCCCUGCGGGAGCGCUUCACGCGUGAAGGAACAGCUUCCGCGGACCUCGGUUCCCGCACCGGACCGAUGAUGGCGGACAGCAGCCGCGAGCCGCUGCUUCCCCGGCCCCUCCCCGCCCCCGCCUGGCUGCGCAAGCCCACGCGGGUUUGGCUCAAGGCUGGGGGCGGAGCCUCAGGAGCCUAAAUCGCCCAAUGGCCGGCGAGUGGGGCGAGCGGGAGGCGGAGCCUCCGCGGAAAUGCAGGCGGGUGGCGCAUGCGAGGUGGCCGCUGCGGGCAAGGUGGCCGCUGAGGCCAGCGGUGCGCGCAGUGGUCCUCCUGCGGCGAAAUCCCUGGGUUUGGGCCGAGACCCUGCGCCCAGCGCCAGCAGGCCGGAGAGCAGAGCACACAUGUUCAUCCUCAGCGUGCCGUUCCCGACGCCUUUGCACGCAGGAAUCGCCCUGGGCUCCCUGGCUCCAGAUGCUGAACCGCACCAGGGAGCGAUUGGGAAGGAGCUGGCAACACGUGGCAGCACCCUGGACGUCCGCUGGAAGGUCCAGGACAUGCGCCUCCUCCGGGUUUCCGUCCUCAGCUUGCUGGAGCAGUUGUCCCUUGUGGUGCAGACCAUGCAGCGUUUCGGGCCCCCAGUGUCCCGCUGAGCCUGAUGUGGCCUAGGGACCCAAGUGGAAGCUUCUGUCCCUCCUAGAUAGCAUGUCCCCAAGCAGUUGCGUCUGGAGUGUGGGAGGCCAAGAGUCUGUGGGACUCAAUGUUCUGAACUAAGAAUCUCCUCAUUUUGUUUGGUGCUUAAAUAUGAAUUCUGCAGAAAAUAAAACUGACCUGCCACGCUG
Messenger RNA from Octodon degus (degu), 862 nucleotides. RefSeq names its product L antigen family member 3 (gene Lage3). Bases 275 to 673 code for a protein of 132 amino acids. The record is from RefSeq and is a predicted model, not a curated record. Gene Ontology annotation, cellular component: EKC/KEOPS complex. Lineage: Eukaryota; Metazoa; Chordata; Mammalia; Rodentia; Octodontidae. The transcript is spliced from 3 exons.